Messenger RNA from Eruca vesicaria subsp. sativa (arugula), 567 nucleotides. The record is from the annotation of a GenBank genome assembly. Lineage: Eukaryota; Viridiplantae; Streptophyta; Magnoliopsida; Brassicales; Brassicaceae.
AUGAGUCAUUUCAACACUGCAAUAGGAGAUGGGAUGUCACAUCUCAAGAAAGAAGAUUUGAAUGUCUUGUUAAGGCAGUGCGUGAGGGAUCUAACUCCACAAGUUGAUGAGAUGCAUAUGCGUGUAUGUAGCAUGAAACUGUUUUCAGAGAAUGCAACCAAAUUUAACGUUCCUGCAGCAUCCACAUGCGCAACAGAAGAUGAUAUACAGAAUCUUCUGUCUAACCCUGAUAUUGUCAAGAAAUUAACGUCCCAGUAUUCUAAUGUUCUUCUUCAUGAGCUUGAUAAUAUGCAGCAGCAAGUUGAGAACAUUCUUGACAAUGUAGUGGCUACUUGCAGACCGAUGAGUCUAGAGGAAAAGAGAGAUCUUAAGAAAGCAAUCAUGGAGUUACCUGGGGGAAACCGCGACCGUGUUGCUGGAAUAGUAGAAGAACAUUGCAGAACAUCUGGGAAGGAUUUUUCAGACGAGAUUAUAGCCAACUUGGAUCAGUUGGAGGACAAUAUAAUGCUAUGGAGAUUGCAUUUCUAUGUUGGAGCAGUCAAGAAUGCUCAGGAGCUGGCUAGCUAG